Centropristis striata (black sea bass) is the source of this 1839-nucleotide messenger RNA. RefSeq names its product acyl-CoA binding domain containing 6 (gene acbd6). Gene Ontology annotation, molecular function: fatty-acyl-CoA binding; protein binding. NCBI's taxonomy places the organism in Eukaryota, Metazoa, Chordata, Actinopteri, Perciformes, Serranidae. The record is from RefSeq and is a predicted model, not a curated record. The transcript has 8 exons. Bases 143 to 1042 code for a protein of 299 amino acids.
GGAUUAAAAAGGAGAUCGGCGCAGAAAUACUUAACAGAUCGGUUUAAGGCAGCUACUCUACGUUCACCUUUAACGUUUUUCAUACGGAUCAGCGGCGCACGUCGUCUCCGACGGUACGCUACUGUUAUAGACUAUAAUAACAAUGGCUUCUGGGUCGCCUUCGUCCUCUCCGGACACUGCGACGGGCUCAGGUACAGACCCAGCCCGGCCCGACACGGGGGAGCCUCUCGGUGGAGCAGGCUCAGACUCGGACUCGGACCUGGGUUUGGGCAAAUUUGACUGCAGCGCCAUGGAAAUGGGAGACCGGCUUGAGGGAGAAGAGCUGGAGCGGGAGUUUGAGUCCGCAGCCGAACGCGUACGAGAUCUGGUCCAGACGGCCAGCAGGGACCAGCUGCUUUACCUGUAUGCACGUUAUAAACAGGCCAAAGUGGGAAAGUGCAAUACACAGAAGCCUGGCUUCUUUGACUUUGAAGGACAGAGAAAAUGGCAAGCCUGGAAGCAGCUUGGAGACAUGGAGGGGGAUCAGGCAAUGCAGGAGUACAUUUCCUGUGUCAAUGUGUUAGACCCUGAAGGCUGCACAAAGGAAAGAAGAGGAGCAGAAAGAAGAACAGGCUUCGGAGGAGCAGCAGUCAGCUCUCUAUACCAAGAAGAGAUGAUCAGGGAAGAGGAUAAGAACAUCUUUGACUACUGCAGAGAAAAUAACAUCGACCACAUCAGCAAGGCCAUCAUCUCCCAGAAAGUUGAUGUCAACACGAAAGACGAAGAGGGCCGGGCUCUCCUGCACUGGGCCUGUGACAGGGGACACAAGGAGCUGGUGUCUGUAUUACUGCAACACAAAGCCGACAUCAACAGUCAGGAUAAUGAGGGACAGACAGCGCUACAUUAUGCAUCGGCGUGUGAGUUUGCCGACAUCGUGGAGCUCCUGCUGACGGCUGGAGCCGACCCGUUCAUUAAAGACAUGGAGGGCUCUCUGCCUGAGGAGGUCACUGAAUCCAGCGCCAUCUCCUCUCUCCUGCGUCAGUACACGGCUCCAAAAGGCUAGAUGGCCCACCUGCCGCCCCCCUUCCUCUCUCUCAUCCCUGCUCCACUCAUUUGCCCAUCCUCCUCCUCCUCAUCCCUCCUUCUUCCCUGAAGAGACUCUGUUCAUCCCCAGCAGAUAGUAGACCAGGAUUGCAAAAGUUUUAUUUGAUUUUAUUUUCAAAUACCUGAGGUGAGUUUGAUUUUGUUGGCUCUUUGGAUGCACAAGGUGUAAACAUUGGCCCUUCUGUUUGAUAAGACACAUGAAAUGAAGCACACCACAUGUAUUUCCAUUCAUUUGAACACUAAAUAUUGACUUAAUUUGCCCAGUAGGGCUGGGUGAUAUGACAUACUGUGAGUACUGGUGGAGUUAUACGAAGGUAGUUUACCUCAAAUAUCUCUUGCUGUAUUUGAUUAAUGCAUGCAGUGUUGCAACUCAAUGAGCAGGACUGCUUAUUGGCAAUAAUGAAAGGAUUUGUGCGUCAAUGUGAUGAAGUAUCUGGAUUUGUCAGGUAAUUCAGUCAGAGAACAACCAAAAAAAGACAUUCCCUUCCACUUAUUUUAUCUGUAAACGGUACAAUUUCAGAAAAUUCAUAUCACAGUAUAUAUACUGUAUAUAUAUAUUGUUACUGCGAUAUGAAAGUGAAUACUGUAAUAAAAUAUUUUAUACAUAUCACCCACUCCUACUGCCCAGGUCUGACAAUCAACCAGGCCUUUUAGUCUGGGUCAGCCCUCUCUGACCAUCUGUUCAUGAUUCAGUUGUUACGUUGAAGGAAUGCUUUAAUCAUUUGUCAUUUAUCACAUUAAAGUCUUCAACAAAUA